UUAUAGAGACCGCCACCGUCACACCCAGAUAAUCCCACGGUCAACAACAGGACACGCGUAAAAACCUGAGCUGAAGCCGGUUGCGCAAUGAGUAAUGAUAUCAAAAAAAUCCGGUAGAGUCAUCACUUUCCCUCUCUUCACAAAACAAACUAGACCACCGUUCAUGGCCUUCUCUUCUGCUUCUUCUUCUUCUUCUUCCGCCUUUCUCAUCACAUCCCUCUCUCGUCGCCACUAUUCUCUUUUCCCGCAUUCCUCUCCUCCUUUUCUCUUCACUCACUCCACUUCUCUCCCAAGACUCGCCCCAAUUCACUGCACUGAAAGCAAGAGCAAACCCCUUCAAGUCACUUCAAGCACUACUAAUUACGACCCCAAAGCCGGUGUCUCAUUUUACAAGCCCAAGUCUUAUGAAGUUCUCGUCGCUGACGCUGCCAAUUCUCUCUCUUUCGCUCUUCAAGAUGGCAAAACCCGCUUGGAAAUCGACUUCCCGCCCUUGCCUAGUAACAUAUCCUCUUACAAGGGAUCUUCAGAUGAGUUCAUAGAUGCCAACAUUCAACUUGCCUUGGCUGUUGUUAGAAAGCUCCAAGAAAGGAUGGACACCCGAGCUUGCAUUGUAUUUCCUGAUAAGCCAGAAAAGCGCAGGGCCUCUCGGAUUUUUAAAGCAGCUCUUGACUCAAUUGAUGGUAUCACCAUAGGUUCCCUGGAUGAUGUCCCUAGCAGCGGCGUCAAAAAUUUCUUUAGCUCUAUAAGGAACACCCUGGAUUUUGAUUUUGAAGAUGAUAAUGAAGGUCGUUGGCAGUCUGAUGAGCCACCUACACUGUAUGUGUUUAUUAAUUGCAGCACUCGUGAACUUUCUGUUAUAGAGAAGUAUGUGGAAAAGUUUGCUCCAUCAACCCCAACGCUUCUUUUCAAUCUUGAACUGGACACUCUACGUGCUGAUCUAGGCCUUCUGGGAUUUCCGACCAAAGAUUUGCAUUACCGGUUUCUUUCUCAAUUCAUCCCUGUGUUUUAUAUCCGAAUCAGAGAGUACUCAAAGACGGUAGCAGUGGCACCUUACGUCAUAAAUUACAGUGGAGCAUUAUUUCGCCAAUACCCUGGGCCUUGGCAGGUGAUGCUUAAACAAUCAGAUAACUCUUACGCUUGUGUAGCAGAGAGUGAAACACGGUUUACUUUGGGUGAAACCAAAGAAGAACUGUUGAGGGUCAUGGGACUCCAAGAAGAAGAAGGAAGUUCCAUUGGAUUUCUUCGCAGAGGAUACAAGAAUGCUACUUGGUGGGAAGAAGAUGUUGAACUAGAAUUAUCUUCUGCUUGGCGUAGUUAGGCAACUGCAGGAGUACUGGCCACAUCUUAUUGAAAGAUAGAUAAUAUUCUAUAGCCACAGAUCUGAAAAACGCUUCAAUUUUGUGACAACACAAGUUCUUGUUUUACAUUGUUGUGACGACAGCAUUCUUUUAUAUGCAACUCUAUAUUCUUUUUGGUGGAAAUGAUAUAAUUCUGGUAGUAUGUGAAGGUAAUCUUGUUUCA
Mangifera indica (mango) is the source of this 1521-nucleotide messenger RNA. Its product is annotated as protein LPA3. Lineage: Eukaryota; Viridiplantae; Streptophyta; Magnoliopsida; Sapindales; Anacardiaceae. The record is from RefSeq and is a predicted model, not a curated record. The transcript is spliced from 12 exons. Bases 95 to 1318 code for a protein of 407 amino acids.